AUGGCCACCCCGGGAGGAGGAGGCCAGUUCGUCGUGCGCCGCCACCGCGCGGCCCCACCGCCGAAGACGCCGUCGACGCCGAAGUUGGUACUAGCCGCGUUUCAAAGCCCGGCGACCAUUGAUUUUGGAGAGCAGCAUCCCGAUAAAGAGGCCGUCAAGACGUUAGUGUUGAGCUGCCCCGCCGACGCGAAGCGGAGCGCGACGGUAGAAGUCGUCCGGACGCCCACAAACAUCACCGCGCGCUUCGAGGGCGGCGCCCAAUCGAUAACGAUCGAGCGGGGCGACGUGGCGGCCUGCGCGCUGACGUGGCGGCCGGAGCGGCCCGGCGGCUUGAGAGGUGCUGUUGCGUUUAGAUUAGAUGGAAAAAGGCGCCUCAGCGCGACGGUGCUCGGUAGAUGUGUCGAACCGCCGCCGCCGCCGCCGAAGAAGGCGACGCCCCGGCCGGCGGGCCAGGUACGACGGGGCGUCGAGCGGCGGUUGGAUGAUCGCGCGCGAGCUGUUCGCGGCCCGUGUGGAAAUCAACCAGUGAGUUAGGUUAUCAUUGCGGGGACCUUGCGAACCUCCACGUCAUCGAGCCGACGUGGUCACGGGGACGGGAUCGCGUCGAUGGCGUACGUGGGGCGCUGAAAUUUGAUUCCCACACAGGUGGCAGCAAGGCGCGCCUCGGACGCCGUGCGCGAGACGACGGUCCCCGACGACGCUUCUCUCAGAGCGUGGCUCGACGAGUUAUUAGUUGGUGCUUCAUCGAACAAAUCAACAGCACCAAACGCGGAGUUCGCGACAGCGCAAAAGAGCGAGCGGCGCCGGCGCUGCGCGGCCGUCUGGCGGAGCGAGAGUUUAGUGGAGGCGCGCAAGAACGUGGUCGAGGAGGUCGCGGCGAACCGCUUGGUGUUGAGACCGGAGCUCGACGUUCGGUGCGACCAGGUCCUGCGGGCGCACGUGCUCGGGCUCUUCGCGUCGAUCGAAGCACCGUGGCUGAAGGCGGCGCUGGACGCCGCUCUGCCAUUACGGGGCGACGGGUCCCUCAAAGCCCAGCUCGCGGACCAUUUGUUCGGCGACGCGGAGACGGCGUUUGCGAGAGACGAAGAUAACCGCGGCAAAAACGGGAAAGACGGAGGCGUGUACGGAAAACAGCUCGGCGAGGAGCUACGCAAGAGGUGCGUGGCGCACGUCUUCGCGUUACUCCACUUCCUCGACGCGGCGCGCCUGUCCGACGCGCUCCCGCAGCACUCUCGAUUAUUCUCCGCGUCUCGUAAAGUGGUCAUCGAGGCCGACCAAGGGCCUUCCCAAGUGACCUCCACCCAGCAACUGGCGAGAGCUUUUGGUAGGGACUGCCUCGCGGGCGAGGGCGACAUCCUACCUCAUCUAGAGAGACUGGGCAUCGACCUGAAAUUCAUACAAACACCGCUGCACGACUACGACUGGCGCGUGCGGGAUUUUGGAAGGGACUUGCGGGAUGGGGUACGCUUAGCAAGGGCGGUGGACGUCGCCGCGCACAAUGAUAAACUGGAGAGCGACGUCUGUGCCAAGUUGAGAGUGCCGGCGGCUUCAAGAUUACCGAAGCUCCACAACGUAUCUGCUGUAAUAGAGGCGCUGCAGGCGCUGGGCGCCAUCCCGGACCAGUCGCGCGCGGCCUUGGGGGACUGGGCGCGCGCCGUCGUGGACGGACGGCCCUUGCUGCGGACGCGGGAUUUGGUCGCGGCGCUGGCGGCGCGGUUCUCGGGCGCGGCGCGGACUGUGGACGCGGGACGACUACGGAGGGAGGUCGGCCGCCUCGGAGGUGCCCAAGCGUGGGCCGGCGACUCUACAAAAGCUUCGCGCGCCCAGGACGCGGCGGACGCGAUUACUAUAGAUGAAACUGGGACCGACGAGAGCCGCGCGCGGACGUCCUUAACGCAGUGGGCCGCGGCCGUCGCCGCCGGCUGCCACUGUCAAGGUUUGGAUGCGGAUGGACGGUGCGCGCCGGGCUUCGUGCGGGCGGCCGUCCAGCUGUACCACCCUGCUUUAUCGUGCGACACGGAUGAAGCGGCCGUCUCAAUGCUAGGUGGCGUCUCCCUGGACGUCUACGCGGCGUGCCUCGACCCCUCUUCUUCACCGCCGGAGCGCGUCGCCUGGGCCUUCGCCGCGCGGCUGGCUCACAGAUUACUGGCGUCGCGCGACGCGCUGCAGGCCGCGACGAAGCUGGGGGCCUUCGCGCGGGCGACGUCGGCGCGCAAGAAGCGGCCCGCGCCGCCCCAAAAGCGCGCGGCGUCGCCGACCGUCUUAGUGUUCGCGAACACGCCGCCGGCGCCACGCCAGCGCAAAGUUUUAGCGCCGCGGAAUGAAGUGGUGGCGCCGAAGGCCGCGGCACAAAAGCCGGCGGUCGCGUUCGACGUGACGCCCGGCGCUAUUCCGCCCCCGAAGCCGCCAGCCACAGUACGCUUCGCCGCGGCGACGCCGGCGCCGCGGCGCUCCACAUUUGCCGCGGUGCCGACGCCCGCGCCGGUGCGGCCGACGCCGGCGGCCUUCCUCACGCCGGCGCCGCGCUUCGCGGAGCGGGCGCAGUUGCCGCCGGCGACGGCCGCCGCACGCGAGAAGGGCCUGCGCCGCGCCGCGGCGGCGGCGACGUGCAUGGCGGCGGCGUGGCGCCGCGCGGCCACACGAUUAACGUUGUGGCGCCGCGCGGCGGCGGUCCACGUCCAGUGCUACUGGCGCCUGUCUAGAUUGAGGCGGUCCUCGGCGCGGCGGCGCUCUUCUGGAGACGGGUCCGUCGCGCGACUCCUGGCGGCGAAGCUGCGCGCCACGAAGACGACGUCCGUCUUACUACGGUCGCUCGGGACGCUCUUCCUCCAGCGGUGCGGCUCCGGCGCGGGCCGGCUCGGCCGGGAGCGGCGCGCGGCGCGCACGGUCCAGGCGCUGGGCCGCGGCGGGUUGGGACGCGCGGCGGCGCGCGAGCGGCGCGGGGCCGCGCUGGCGCUGCAGUGCCUCGUGCGGCGGGCCUUCGCGUUCAAGGUCGCGCGGUCGCCGCGGCGGGACCGGCGCGCACGCCUGACGUUCGCCCGCGGGGCCGUGGCCGUGCUGGCCCACGAGAAGGCCGUGCGCGACGAGUGGCAGCGGCACACCGUCGCGCGCGUCGGAAGAUUGCGGGCCUACGUCGGCGCGCGGACGAUUCAAGGAUUAGCCCGGCGCGUUGCAGCGAAAUCAGAGGUCGCGCGGCGGCGGGUCCAGGCGUGGAAUGACUUGGUCCAGGCCGAGGACGACGAGCGGCGCGAGGCGAUCGCGGCGGCGGAGGCUCGGCGAGAAGCCGCAGAGAGCGCGGCGGCGCUCGCCGAGGCGCGCGCCGCCGAGGUCCGCGCCGAGGCCGAGGCGCAGGCGCUCGCCGCCGAGGAGAAGGCGCGGGCCCGCGCGGCUGAGAUCGAGGAGAAGUGCCGAGCCGCUGCUGAAGAGAAGCGGAAGGAACGGGAGGCGCGCAUCGAGGCCGCGGCGCUUGCCGCGACGGAGCGGCUCGCGGCCCUCAGAGUGGAGGAGGAGAACGCCAGAGAAGCCGCCGAGGCCGAGUUCGAGGCGCGCCGCGCGGCCGAAGAACAGGCGGCGGAGCAGGCCGCGGCGCAGAGGCUCCAGGACCUGAAGGACGCGGAGGAGGCGGCGGCUCAGCGCGUUGCCGAGGCUGAAGAGGAGGCUAGAGAACGCGUCGCGGCCGAAGCUGAAAAGGUACGCCUCGAAGACGAGCGCCGGCGCGCGGAGGCUGCCGCGGAGUUACGGGCGACCGAAGCCGCCGCGACCGCGCGCAUCGAAGAAUUGCGCGCUGCCGAGCAAGCAGCCCGUGAUAGGGACACCGAACUAGCGUCGGCGCGAGCCGCCCAGGAGCAGCGGGCGCGCGAGGAGGCCACUGAGAAGCUGCGGCGCGCCGAGGCCGCCGCGGCCGCCCGGCUCGAGGAGCUCAGAGAAGCAGAAGCGGCGGCGCAAGAGCGCGCGGCGUCGGCGGCGGCGCAACGGAAGUCCGAGGAGCAAGCCGAGUCUCAGCGGCGCGCUGCCGAGCUCCAAGCUGCCGAAGAAGCCGCCCAGAAACGUCUCGACGCGUUGGAGAAAGCUGAGGCCGAGGCGCGCCUACGUAUCGAGCAGGAGGGUGCGAAACGAGCAGCAGAGGCCCUAGAAGCGCGCGAUGAGGCUCGCGCCGAGCGCCUGCGCGCCGACGAGGCGGCGGCCGAGCGGCUCGCGGAACUCAUCGCGGCCGAGGAGGGCGCGCGCGAGCGCAUCGAAAAAGAAGCUGAACGGUGCCUGGGCGAGGAGGCAGCUGCGCGCGACGAGGCCGCCGCGGAGAUCCGGGCCGCUUCCGAAGAUGCCGCGGCGCGGCUCGAGAAGUUACGCAAGGCCGAGGCAGCUUCAGAUGAUGCGGCGACGGAGAAACUCAGGCAGGCCGAGGCCGCCGCGGCCGCACGGAUCGAGGAGUUAAAAGAAGCUGAAGCUGCGGCGCGCGAGCGCGCCGCGGCUCACGCGGCGCAACGGGCGGCUGACGAGGAGGCCGAGUCUCAGCGCCGCGCGGCCGAGUUACGGGCCGCGGAAGAGGCAUCCCAGAAGCGACUCGAGGCUUUGGAGAGAGCCGAGGAGGCGGCACGCUUGCGCAUCGAGGAGGAAGGUGCAAAUCGCGCUGCGGAGCUCGAGGCGCUGCGGGCGGAGGCCGCGCGCGAACAAGCGGCGGCCGCUGAGGCCCUGGCGACGCGCCAGCGCGAAGCCUUGCGAGAACAAGCGGCGGCCGCGGAAGCGCGCGAACGACACGCCGCGGCGCGCGAGAAGGCCGCUUCUCAGGCGACGUGCCCCCAGGCGGAGGUCGUCGAGGUUGCCGUGUCGCGCGCGGCGGCGGCGCCGACGCAGCCGGCGCCCAAGAAGCGGGCCGAUGUCGAGGCCCGCGCCAAGGCAACGGCCGAGGCCGUCGCCAGAGCGCAGCGCGCGGCGGCCGAGGCGACGGCGGCGCGCGAGCGCGUGGCCGCGGAGACUGCCGCGCGCGAGCAGGAGGCGGCGCGCGUCGCGGCCGAGCGGCGCCGCGCGGAGGAAGCUGCGCGCGUCGAGGCGCAAGCACGCGAAAGGCGCGCCCGCGUCGACGCGGCCAAGGAGGCGCGGCGCCGAGCCGACAGUGCUGCCCGCGCCGCGGCCGAGGCGCGAGCGCGCGCGGCGCGGUCGGCGGCCGAAGCGGAAACAAGGAGAUUGCGGAGUGCCGAGCAGAAAUUAGCUGAGAGUUCGCAAGCGUCGGAGGCGCGCCGCGCGGCCCGGCGUGAGGAAGCCAGGUUGACUGCGCGGCUCCAGACAUCUCGUAGUGCGAUCGUCGCCGAGGAGGCAAUGGCGGCCGCCCGAUUAGCCGCGCGGCGCGCGUCCGACGCCGCACAGCGCGGUGCCGAUGCGAUGCGCGAGACCCAAGCGCUGGAGUCUAUUUCCUCGGCGCAAGCCGAAGCGAAGAGAAUUGCGGACGCCGAGGAGGCGCGGUUGAUGGAGGAGCUUGAUAGAAAGAGAUCUGAGGCCGAGGCCGAGGCGCAACGCAUGAAGCUCGAAGUCGCUCGAAAGCGUGCUGAGGCCGAAGCGGAAGCACGACGCGUUCAGGCGGAGCUCGAUGCGACAAAGCGAGCGGCCGAUGAGGAAAAGGCGCAGCUAGAAGCCAAACUCGCGGAAGCGCGCCGAGCCGCUGACACCGAAUCACAACGCUUGGUCGACUCGCGCCGCGAGAGCGCCCGGGCUAGGGCGGCGGAGGCGCGCGCCGCGGCUGACGCACUCGAGGCCGAGGGCCGAGCGAAGCGCCGCGCCGAGCAGGCCGCGGCGGCUGAGCGCGCGGCAUCAGAGAAGCGCGCGCUCGCGGAACGCCGGGCGGAGGAGGAGCAGGCCGCCGCGGAACGACGCGCCGCCGACGCGCGCCGGCGGGCGGAGGCUCAAGCCGCCGCGGAGAAGCGAGCGCUCGAAGCCCGGAAAGCCCAGCGCCGCGCCGCCGAAGCCGAGGAGGAGCGCCGCGCCGCCGAGGAACGCGAGCGCCGGGCCGCCGAGGAACGCGCUGUCGAAGCACGAUUAGCCGCCGAGCGCCGGGUCGCCGAGCGCAAGGCCCAAGAAGAAUCCGACAGAAAGGCCGCCGCGGCAGCAGCGCAGAAGCUUGCGACGCGCCGCGCUCGCGAGGCCGCUCGCGGCGCCGAGGUCGUCGAGGUGGCCGUGGCGCGCAAAGCUAGCGUGCCUACGCAACCGGCUCCCAAGAGGCGAUCGCCUAUGAAGAAGUCGCCGCCGAAACGCCGCCAGUCGCUGGGCCGCGACCGCGACCUGCCACCGCCGUCGCCGCCGCCCGCCACGCGGAAGAGUGCGAAGAAGUCGCCACCGAAGCGCCGCCAGUCGCUGGGCCGCGACCUCCCGCCGCCGCCGCCGCCGCCGCCGGCACGCUCGGACCGCUCGCCGCUGUCGCCCUCGAACCGGCGGCGCUCGAAGAAGACGCCUCAGAAGGUGACGACGGCGACCCAGAUGACGCCGCAACCUCCUGUCGCGCAGCGCUCCAUCUCCUUCGAAAGUCCGCUGCCGACGGCCGACGCGCCGAGCGUGCGCCCGACGCCGCGGGCCUACCCGCCGCCGACGCCCGACUCGCGCGUUCACAAGGAGGCCAUGCGGCGCCGGAGAUUAUCGGCAGCGACGCCGCCGCAGCGGACACGCAAGGUCUUCGACGCCUUUGACUUGACCGAAGAAUCAGCCGCUAGAAUGAUUCAGAGUAGAUGGAGGUGUCAUGAUGCAUGCUGGCAGUUCUUCCUCGGGUUGGGCGCCGCCGUCGAAAUCCAGCGGAGAUUUCGAGGAAUAUUGGCGCGGUCGCCGUCGCGGUCGCCGGUGCGGCGCGGCGCGUCGCUGUCGCCGCUCCGGAUCGCGCGCACCGUGUCUGCACCAGCUGCUGUCCAACAAAGCACGGUCGUCGUCGCCGUCGUGUUCCCGAACGAGGGCGUCCUCAUCACGUGCCAGGCGCUGGUGCGGGGCCGCCGCGUGCGCGCGGCGUCCUACCGCCGGUCGCCGCCGCUCUGGUCCGUGCGCAAGCGCGCCGACGCUGCUGCGAAGAAAGCGACUCCGUCUGCCACUCUGGGUGCGCGCUGCCGCAAGGCCUUGGCGCUCGUCGAAUCCGGGGCACGACUGGAGGACGUGCGCGGCGCCUGCGCCGCGUUGGAAUCUUCCACCCGGCUCUCGCCGUCGUGCUGUGAGGCGUUGGCGGCUUCUGAUGGUGCCAUAGCGGCCCUUCUUAAAUUGGCACGCGCGUGCAACAGAUCUCGACCGCACGUCGACCUCCUGACGCUUAUGCUACGAACUUUAGCGAACGUUUCUGAAAGGUCGCCGACUUUGGCGUGCCGCGUCGCCGAGACGGAGCCCUGCGUCGACGUAUUAUUAGAUCUGGUCCAAGUGUUCCGCGACCGGCCGGUGCCGUUUGGAAUCGCCACCGGCCUGCUGACAACUUUGGCCGCGGCCGACAUCGGAGCCAGGAACGCGUGUGCGUCUCCUGCGGCCACCAAGCGAUUGGCGUCUGUGGCAGCUCUGCUCAAGCUCCGCGACCAUCACGCUCAGGGCGCAGCGCUGGCGGCUUUCCGCCGGACGCUCGCGACCGCGUGAACCACACCUUACGAUUAAGUUACCCUCUCCUUGA
Messenger RNA from Pelagomonas calceolata, 7618 nucleotides. The record is from the annotation of a GenBank genome assembly. NCBI's taxonomy places the organism in Eukaryota, Pelagophyceae, Pelagomonadales, Pelagomonadaceae.